Peronospora matthiolae is the source of this 252-nucleotide messenger RNA. The record is from the annotation of a GenBank genome assembly. Lineage: Eukaryota; Oomycota; Peronosporomycetes; Peronosporales; Peronosporaceae.
AUGGAGAUGGCGGAAGGCGGCAAUGUUAUGCAUCAUUGCAAUAAAGUUCUCAACAUCAGCGCGAAGCUCAGCAGUAUCGGCGCCAAGAUGGAGGAUGAGGACGUGGCGAUCUGCUUGUUGUGCGGCCUCCCCAAGAGCUACGAGAACGUCGUGCUGAACUUAGAGAUGAGCAGCGCGGAACUGCGAUCGCGAGACGUCGUGAGAGUGCUCACGAAUGAACACAUCAAGAGGCAAGGAAACAAGACGACAUAG